Messenger RNA from Ectocarpus siliculosus, 3647 nucleotides. Lineage: Eukaryota; Phaeophyceae; Ectocarpales; Ectocarpaceae. The record is from the annotation of a GenBank genome assembly.
AUGGGCCAGGGUAUCAAAGUUUGCAGUUCGCAGGGUCCCUCGAUCCCUCUGCUGCCUGCGCGCCGCGUCCAGAAGCAUCAUCUCCGCACUCCCGGGCCACGGCGAGAGGGAAGAGGGCGCUGGAGGAUGGAUCAAUCCAAGCUCGCCGUGCUGGGAACUGUUGGCCUGGUGGCUACGGCAGCCGUAUGCUGCGCAAUCGUCUUCUCUGGGCGUUUCAGCUUCGCCGGAUCAUCCACUGGGAAACCCUUCGCUAGUUCUCCCGGCACCACCGCCGACGCACAAGGGGUGGCCGCCUCCAACAAAGUCAUCGACGACGAGGAUGACAAGGACAAGCUUACGGGUGGGGUUUCCACCGAAAAGGGGACGGGAAAAGGCGACAGCGGGGGCGGGGACGGUUCGCGGGCAGCCCCUGGUUCUGGCGGUGCCUCUGUGCCGGCGGCGGAGGCGGCGGCUGCGCGGGGGGUUGCUGUGGGGCAAGGGAAGGCUGAGGAUGGGGAAGCGCUUAUUGUGCGGUUUAACCGUGCCAACUCCAAGGCGAAGAAACUCUUCACCGGCCAGAGGUACGCUCUUGCCGCCGAGCAGUACGGCAUCGCCCUCGAGCUCUGCGACGAGCUGCCCAACCACGACAACAAGCGCACGGCCCUCCACAACAACAGGGGGGCGGCCUAUGAGAAAGACGGUCAGUACGCCCUUGCCCUGGCGGACUGCUCGAUGUGCCUCUCCCGGGAGGUCGGGCACAAGUUCGCCCGCGUCCGCAAGUCCCGCGUGCUGGAGGCGAUGGGCAAGCACGAGGAGGCCCUGAGCGAGGUCUGCGCGCACCUGCUGCUGGAGAGGGAUCGCGUCCAGGCAAAGGCGGCGUUGAACCCAUCGGAACCGCUGACGCCUCCCGCGCCUCCAGCAAACCUCGAAGGUCUUCUACAAAAGGUGGCCUCGAAACGAGCGGACGCCAUCCUGCUAGAGAGGGAACAGACAGCCGAGAAGCAGGAGGCGGCGGCGGCAGGCGGUGCCGGGACGGGGACAGAAAAGCUCAAGCCCCUGGUGAAGCAGGUCGUGAUGGAACUCCUCCGGAGCUUCGGGUCGUUCGCCCAGCUCGAGCGACGGUACAAGGGCAUGGAAGAGACGGCGAUCACGCGGGAGUUGAAGGACGCCGAGAAGGCCGGCAAGGAAGGGGAUGGGUCCGCCUCUGCCACUACCACUAGUGCCUCGAGGGUGUCCUCCCUUCUUGACCGCGGCCUUCUCCGUAUGGUCAAGCGUAACUACGACGGCGCAAGAGAGGACAUUUUCGAGGCUGCAGAGCUUCUUUCCACCCUCACCGAAGCCGAUCCAUCUGAAGCAGGCGCUGACGAGGUUCCGCCUCAUGUUAAGGCGUCUGUCUGGGAGUGGCAGGGCACGUUCCUUCAGCUGUCGGGGAAGCUGGACGAGGCCAUGGAGGCGUACCGGCGCUGCGGGGAGGAGAUGGAGGCGGAGGGGGAAGAGUACCCCGCCGAUGUGCUCAUCAAGAUGGCCUGGGUCUGCAUGGACAAGGAGGACAUGGAUGCGGCAAAGGAUUUGUUCGCGAGAGCCGGUGAGGCCCACCCAGAAUAUGGCAGCUCCUUUGCUCACAGGGCAAGGCUGGACUCCGAAAAGGACGGGGCGGAGCAAGUCCGGUCCUUCCUGCGCAAGGCCAUCGAGCUCAACAGCGAGGACGCCUUUGCGUGGGAGCAGCUUUGCAGGAUCCACGUACAGGCCGGGGACAUCCCUAAGGCGACCUCCACCAUCGAAGAAGGUCUCGAGUUCGUGCCGAACUCGGAUGCUCUCCUUACCCUCAAGGCGGAACUGAAGUACUCGAUGGCGAUGAAAGCAGGCGACGCUUCCUCCUGCGCUGCAAUCCUGGAGGUGUUCGACGCCGCCAUCCGCGCCAAUCCCAGCAGCCCGGUGUUAUACCUCAACAAGGCCUCCUGCCUGCUGCAGAUGAUGAGCGAUGUUGGUGGGGCCAUGGAAUUGCUCGAGAAGGGGGUCAGCGUCGACCCUACCAGCGUGAACGCCCUUGUGCAGUUGGCGAACCUGAAGAUCAUGGUGGCGAGGGAGAUGGCGGAGGCCGAGGCGGCGACGGCCCUCCUCGACAAGGCGGUGGCGCUGUGCACCACCAAGGAGGAGCUGAUGGAGACGCUCAGCGUCCGCGUCGCCACGGAGGGCCGGAUCAAGGGGGCCCUGCUACUGGGACGCACCACCCUGGGUUGAUUUUCUGGGGACUCGAGGACAGGUCAACCGCCCAAUCGACGACGACCUUCUCUCCGCAUCGGCCGGCGAACUGGUUUGCCUGUGGCGUGGCCGUGCCGAAGAUUGAUGUGCUAGACGACGGGCUUCUCCCCGGGUUUUGAGGCAGACGGCGUUCUCGCCCGUCCCCCACGGAGCGGUGCGGAGUUUAUUUAUGUUCCCGCGAGCAAAUGGGUCCGCUAGCACGGUGCGGGGGAUGCCACCGACCGAAGAUUGGCAGCGUGCGUCUUUCUGUCGUUGUGACGCUGUGCUGCUGCUUACGCUACCUUUUGGACACUUGGACCGGACCCACGUGCGUGAUGGUUGGCUGUGUUCCGACAGGAUUGGUUUGGCUCUGGGUGUCGUCGCCACCAAGGCUUAAAACAAAACCAUUUUCAAAUGCUUUGGGCCGUUCCCUCUGUAUUUUGUUUCUUGUGUUAUUUUUUUUGUUGUUUCUCUUUCUGAAAAGUGUUCAGUGUACUACUGCUGUGUGGUCUUUCUGUGUGUGUUGUAUCUGGCGCCAAGCGUGGUCUUUUCGGGGCUUGUGCCUGACGUAUUUGGCAAGGCCGGGUGGUCAUCUUGUGUGCUUGCCAAUGACAAGAAACUUGUGUGUACAAUAUGCCGUCACUGGUUUCUGGUUUUCGUUUCCGGGGACUUGAAUGGAGUACCGUAUACGACACACACACCCUGGACCGAUUUUCAAGCUCGAUUUCUCAACAGCAGAGAGAGUCACAGAGCCGAAAACGGCGGGGUUGAAGCCGUCCGGUCGAGAGCUUUUGGAAAACGUAUCGUUUCGUUUGUGCAUCCUCUUCGUCGUGGAGUAAUCGAGCUUUGAAAAUCGGUCCAGGGUGUGUGUUAUCUUAUGUCGUAUACGGUACCAUCAUCUGGGUCUCAUCGUAGUUGGUAGUUGUGUCGAAGCACCUUUGACCACAGAGGUCUGUCUCGAUUGGGGCUUAGCUGCACGCAGCGCAAGGGAUUUGGAGGGCCGGGUAAUUCGGGCCGCGAUCCACUUCCGCCUCUCUUUUUCGUUUUUUUUUUGAAGUUAUCUAGCUUACGCAACAUAUGUACCAUGUGUUUUUGUCUGACACCGAUAUCUGCUGACUACUGUAUUGGAAGAAUUUUCUGCUUUUUUUUUUUUUACUUACAAACGUCUGCCCUUUCAUUGGGGUAGUUGGCCUGUGACCACGGAAGGCAUGCGCGUCAGUUGGACCAGUACCGAUGAUGUCAGAAUGACACCGAGCGGACACCGGAACGGUUUUGAAUGUGAAGACAGCACAUAAUCCUGUCUACCGGAUGAGCACCAGUGGUGGUCUCUUGUUGGCUUGGUCUGGAGUGCGUAGGAGAUUGGUUGGUGAUGUUUUGCCAGUUGGAACAACGUUGUCUUCCACAAUAGAGCUAAGAAGCUAAAUGCA